AUGGCCUCCGACUCCCAAAUCGGCCAACGCCUCUCGUAUGACGGUGCCCUCUGCACUGUUCGAUAUGUCGGCCAAGUCGCAGGGACAAACGGUGUCUGGCUUGGCGUAGAAUGGGACGACCCGUCAAGAGGGAAACACGACGGAUCUCACAAGGACGUCCGAUAUUUCAGCUGCAAAUCUAAGUCUCAAACGGUAGCAUCGUUUGUUCGGCCAUCGCGGCCGGCUGAGAAGCCACGUACAUUUCUGGAGGCUCUUCACCAGAAGUACUCCUCCGAGGUGACCAAGGACCAGAAGAUCAUCUCCUCGGGGCCAGCGAUCGUUAUUUCUGGCAAGGUUGCUGAAGAGGUCGGCUUUGACAAGAUUCGUCGCCAGCAGGCACAGCUUCAUGAGCUGAAAGUCGUCAUCCUGGAUGGCAUGCGCGUGUCGACCGCUACGGCGGCCAAUGGUCAGGAGAAGCCCAUCAAAGACAUCUGCCCCAAAGUAGUCGAGCUAGAUCUAAGUCGCAAUCUGUUCUUGAAGUUCGCAACGGUAGUCGAGAUUUGCGCACAGCUAGGCUCGUUGCGAAGCUUACGUGCUAAUGGCAAUCGUUUUCAACAUGUUUUAGAAGACGAAGAGUUGCAACGCUCUGAGGCUGUCUUCCGUGGCAUCAAGGAGCUUGCCCUGGACGAGACACUCCUCACAUGGGAGGAGAUAUGUCACAUUGCAGCUCAAUUCAGUGCCCUCACUACCCUACUCCUCAGCACUAACCAGCUUUCCUUUUUACCUGCAAUGCCCAGUUCGUCACUCACAUCAACUCUCACCUCCUUGAACUUGGAGUACAAUGACUUCACAUCGCUGUCGGAUCUUGCUAGCCUGACGGCGAUCAAAUCUCUACGAAAUCUUCAUCUCAAAGGCAACAAUAUCAGCAGUAUAACUACUGAUGCAACAGCUCCACCGCCAGUUUUCAGCAACAACCUGCACUAUCUAGACUUGUCCUAUAACCAGGUAUCUACCUGGUCCUUUAUUGAUGCCCUCCCAUUGACAUUCCCUGGUUUAGCCUCCCUCCGCUUCGCUCAUAACCCUAUAUAUGACAAUCCAGCCUUUGAGUCGGACUCCACAGUACCCUCAUCAACGGGAGCGAAGGCUACUAUCACUGAGGAGGCCUAUAUGAUUACAGUCGCACGACUAGCAUCUCUUAAAUCUCUUAACUUCAGUACAAUCACGGCUACCGAUCGCACCAACGCCGAGAUGUUCUACCUAUCGCGAAUUGGGCGUCAGCUCUCCUCGGUCCCGCAAAGCCCCGAGGCAGAAGCCAAAGUCAUUGCUCAGCAUCGACGCUAUGCGGAGCUGUGCGAGCUAUUUGGAGAGCCGGUAGUUGUGCGACAACGAGAAAUUAAUCCGGCCUUCUUAGAAGCGCGGUUGAUUGACGUCAAAUUUCGCUUUCAUAACGGGCCUGACCAUGAUGGUGGCAAUGCCGCAAAUGCUGUAGAGAAGCGAGCUCAAAUUCCCAAAUCAUAUGACAUCUACGCCGUCAAGGGUAUUGCAGGACGUUUGUUUGGUUAUACACCACUCAAACUGCGACUAAUCUGGGAAACGGGAGAAUGGGACCCCGUGGCUGGGUUUGACGACGAGGCAGACGACAGCAGUGAUGAUGAAGAGAUGGAAGUAGAGAAAGAGAGAGAAGGUGAUGGGCAGUCAAACACAGGAUACCAAACCGACAAGAGAGCUGGCAAAUGGGUCAAGCGAGAGGUGGAACUGAGAGAUUCUCCAAGGCAAUUUGGUUUCUGUGUGGACGGGCUCGAUGUCACAAUCAGAGUUGAAACGAGAUAG
Messenger RNA from Phaeoacremonium minimum UCRPA7, 1809 nucleotides. Its product is annotated as putative tubulin-specific chaperone e protein. The record is from RefSeq and is a predicted model, not a curated record. Bases 1 to 1809 code for a protein of 602 amino acids. Lineage: Eukaryota; Fungi; Ascomycota; Sordariomycetes; Togniniales; Togniniaceae. Gene Ontology annotation, molecular function: protein binding. Gene Ontology annotation, cellular component: extracellular matrix. The transcript is spliced from 3 exons.